CAAGAAAAGACGAUAAAACCUUUAAAUGCCGUGGUAACACGUGCUUUGGAUUUCAACGACUUCGUGGAAACCUUCCAUUUACGCGAUCACAUGGCUGAUCGCGUACAAGUUCUGUUUGGCGUUUCUUGAAUGAGGGAAAAUGAAGGAUUGUUUGUUUACGCGGAGCCUUCUACCAAUAAAACAGCGAUUUUUCAUUCUGUUAUGUCUAGCAGCGGCAUCAUUGGUAUUUCUUGUCCAAAAUCCUAGGUGGGGACUGGAGUCGAUUAUAAAUCUACGUCAGAGAUAUGAUUUGUCCGCCAGUGCAGAUAAAAUGGGGCAACUGGAAACAUAUCCUGCACAUCUCUUAAUAAAUGGAGCCCACGAUAUGACAGAGGCAGCAGUUACACUCAGUAAACACAGAGCUAUUGAAUUAGAGGAAAGACUCCGCACUUUGUCUGACGAAGAAAGCUUAACAGCUCGCUCAGAUCUGACCUUAAACCAGCCCCAGACCUCGUCGGCUUCGUCGGACUCUCAUACGUGCUCCUAUGAAGGCUUAGUACCAGCAAAACAAUUGACAUUCACGCCUCGAAAUAAAAGCUGUGUACCUUACAAGAGGACAGAUGAAGAUUGCAAUGUAGCCUUUAAAUACUUCGGGGCAUACAACUUAACUUCUGAACCAGUUCAGUGCGAUAAGCAAGCAAGUCGGCCGAUCUGUACUUUCCUCACCGAGUUUCGUUUCAGCCCAAAAGAUAAAGUGUCAGUCACAUGUUGGAGGGAUGUUUGCUCCCAAUCUUCGCCGAUUCUUCUGGGCUGUUCUGAUCCAGAAUUUGGAGUAGUCGAUAAAGAGGAGGACUGGGUUAAAUUCCACAGCAUAGGCGAACUGGAACAAGAUUUACCUGCAAUUGUUGUACAAAAUUCCGUCCAAGGUUUCAAUUUUUGCCUGUUACAGUGCAAAAUUGACGGGCACAUGGUCAAACAAGCACUUAUCUUUCCGCCGAUUUUAAAACACGCAAUUCAGAAUGCUCCGCUCUCAAAAAAGAAAAUAAAUGUGAACAUCAUUCUCGAGGACUCGGUUUCAAGAUCUCAUUUUUACCGCUCCAUGCCGCGUUCGGUCCAGUCCUUGCGAGAUAUUUACAGAGAUGCUAGUUUUCAAGCAACGGUUCUUGAUUUUGAGCUCGUUCAGAGUUAUGCAGCGUUCACUCUUCCAAACGUUCAAUUCAUGAUGGCUGGGAAAUCACUGAAAGGUAGGAGAAAAGUACCGAAGCGUGUGAAUGGUAUAAGCAUUCUCACCGAAAAAUUCAAACGCUUUGGUUAUCAAACGUUAAUGCACGAAGACCUUUGCUGGUAUGAUCAAUGGGGAAGCUUUUUGUCACCUGAGUACAAGAAAAAGGUAAAACCUUUCACGGAGGGGUUUAAAAGCAUUUUCGAGGAAUUCAAACAAAGCACUGAUCGAUAUGUGGAUAAUAAAGCCAUGACUUUGCUAUCCUGUGAAAUAUUAAAGGAAUUUGGGACUUCAAAUCCUUUUGGAGGAAAAUCCACAAGGAACUAUUGUUGGGAUGGACGUUCUCUAAGCGAGUAUCUCCUUUUCUACGUGAGACGAUUCAUAUCACUGGUUGAUCGAAAACCAGAAGUAGCACCGGCGUUAGUUUACACGCAUCUUAACACCGGACACGAACCCUCUGGCAAACGCAUACGAGCAGACGACAAUAUUUUGUCCAAGUUUCUCGAAGAAAUGGCACGGAGUGAUAAUACUUUGACCCUUCUUAUAUCAGAUCAUGGUGGAAAGACGUCAGACUACGCCAUUGAGACUUUACCUGGUAGUUUAGAAGUGUACAGCCCUAUGAUGUUUAUGAUAAUUCCUCACAAAGUUGCCCAGCGCCUUGGAAAGGAUCGCAUGAAUGCGCUCAAGUUAAAUCAGAAACGUUUAGUAACAUUUGGAGAUUUGCAUCAUGCACUUAACUCUAUUGCAGCCUUGAUAGACGAUGGACGUACGCAGGACAAGGUCAGCGGCUUACUACAGCCAAUUCCACUGACUCGCACAUGCGCAGAUAUAAAGGAUAUAUCCCCCGAAGGCAUGUGUCGGUGUGAAGGCUGGAGAAAGUUUUUGAGUCCAAAUUCCAUGGAGGUCAUUUGGCUGGCAGAGUUUGCUCUUGGACAAAUUAAUAACAUGAUACAAAUGCAAUACUCGCAAGGAUUUGCUGGAAAUAAAUCAAAGCGCAAAAACGGAUUUGGCCGAUGCGCCAUGUUUGUUGGUAAAUCCAUUGAGCGACCGAGACAGGAACUUCUUGGCAAAGACUACAUCACCACCUUGGUUUUGGUUGUUGAACCAGCUUAUGGUGUGGAAUCGAAGGAACGAUUCGAAGUUCAGCUAAAACACUCCAGCGUUCGAGAACACAACAUCACCUUCAUCAAAUACACGCGGCUUAGUUUCUAUAGCAGGUAUAAAGGCUGCGUCGACAAAAACGUGGACCUCAAUCUUUGCGCAUGCGCAAUGCAUCACUCAAAUAAACAUAGGCGAUCGGACAUCGAGGAUCUGAUUCGCGCCCGCCAUUUUGUAGACUUCGGAAUGACAAGUAGUACACGCUCUCUCGCAUCCAAGUGUUUAUUGGUCACGAUAAGGCAUUUAAAGCGGCUUGUCGUUUCCAAAAAGCAAACUCGUGUCAUGAGCAUUGAAGUUGCGAAUGUGUGUGAAAAUGAAACGAUGAGAGUGAAACUGGGAGGUAUCCACAGAGUAACACGAUUUUCACGUGCACUUCCCAUCUCUAUAGUCUUGAUGCCGAGGACGAUUCAGUUUUCGCUCUCAGUUCUCAAUGAAUGGAAGUACGGUUUAUUUAAACCGGUUUUUUUGCACUCUCGGCAUGGCAGUAAAAGGGAAAAAGGUCAUAUCACAAGAACCUCCUGAAUACUUUUUAACGUUAAUGCAUUAUUGAAACAUUGUCGAAUCGGGCUUUAGGAACAUUUUUAUU
Pocillopora verrucosa is the source of this 2945-nucleotide messenger RNA. RefSeq lists its product as uncharacterized. Lineage: Eukaryota; Metazoa; Cnidaria; Anthozoa; Scleractinia; Pocilloporidae. The record is from RefSeq and is a predicted model, not a curated record.